AUGACUCGAUUCAAUGGAUGCAUCGACCUUCACCACGGCAAAGUCAAGCAGAUUGUAGGUGGCUCUUUGCUAGACAGCUCUCCUGAACAGCUUACUACCAACUUUGUUUCCGAAGAGACGCCUAGUUUCUAUUCCAAGUUAUACAAGGAGAACCAAGUCAGUCGUUGUCAUGUCAUUAAACUAGGUCCCAAUAACGAUGAAGCUGCUAAAGAAGCACUUCAAGCUUGGCCUGGUGGACUUCAAGUGGGUGGAGGCAUUACAUUGGAAAACGCUCAAGAGUGGCUGUCAUUCGGAGCGUCCAAGGUGAUUGUCACUAGCUACUUAUUUCCUAAUGCCAAGUUUUCGUUGGAAAGACUAGCUGAACUUGCUAAACUUGUUGGUAAAGACAAGUUGGUUGUUGAUGUCAGCUGUCGUAAGAAGAAUGACAAAUGGGUAGUUGCCAUGGAUAAAUGGCAAAAGAUGACAGACAUGGAAGUGAAUAAAGAUACCCUUGAUAUGCUUAGUGAAUACUGCAGCGAAUUCUUGAUCCAUGCAGCAGAUGUCGAAGGUCUUUGCAAAGGCAUUGAUGAGCAAUUAGUCGAACGUCUUGGUGAAUGGGUUACUAUUCCCACAACGUAUGCUGGUGGUGGUAGAUCUAUGGAGGAUUUGAAACUUGUAGAUAAGCUUUCCAAUGGUAAAGUAGAUUUGACCUUUGGUAGUGCCUUGGAUAUCUUUGGCGGUAAUGGAGUUACCUUUGAAGAGUGCGUUGAAUGGAACAAAAACCAUGCAUAA
This is a messenger RNA of Mucor velutinosus, 771 nucleotides long. It is a transcript of the gene NOP9, whose product is annotated as Nucleolar protein 9. The record is from RefSeq and is a predicted model, not a curated record. Gene Ontology annotation, biological process: L-tryptophan biosynthetic process; L-histidine biosynthetic process. Gene Ontology annotation, cellular component: cytoplasm. The transcript is spliced from 8 exons. NCBI's taxonomy places the organism in Eukaryota, Fungi, Mucoromycota, Mucoromycetes, Mucorales, Mucoraceae. Gene Ontology annotation, molecular function: 1-(5-phosphoribosyl)-5-[(5-phosphoribosylamino)methylideneamino]imidazole-4-carboxamide isomerase activity. Bases 1 to 771 code for a protein of 256 amino acids.